CACUACUAAUCAUGUUUGACAGAAAAAUGUGAGGUUAGGGGAAACGUAAAAACAAAUAUAUUUACAAAAAUGUUGAAAAAAGCUGUGAUAUUCACAUCAUUGUUUGUACUUCUAUUUGCAGUUUGGACCGAUAAAGCUUCUGAUUUCAUACCAGCAGUGAUCAGACAGUUUUUUAUUCAGAGGUCUCCAGCUCAGCCAUCUCCUGAGGUGCUGCUAACUUUGGAGGAGUUGCAGUUGUACAAUGGCAAAGACAGGCCCGAAUUAUAUUUGUCCAUUUUAGGAGAGGUGUUUGAUGUUACUAAAGGGGCCAAGCAUUAUGGCGAUGGUUGUCAGUACAAUUUUUUUGUUGGAAAGGAUGCUUCUAGGAAUUUUAUAACAGGAAAUUUUAAUGAUGAAGAUGCUUCAGACCAGGUAGCUGAUUUGAGCCAUGAUAAAUUGUUAAGCCUCAAACAAUGGAAGCAGUUUUAUAGAAAGCACUACACUAAAGUAGGUAAGAUGAGAUAAAUAUCUUUCAUUGUUCAGAGAAAAGAGUAAAGAGAAGAGAAAAAGUCUGGCCAGGAACAGAAAUAAGCUUGGAGCUUACCUUCUAAUGCUUUAAUGUUCUAUUUUGAAAUAACUGCUUUUUUUCUUAGGAAAAUUAAUAGGAACCUACUAUGAUGAAAAUGGACAGCUGACUCCUCAUGGAAAAGUAGUAAAAGAUCAUAUAAAAGCUGCUAAACAAAAAGAAAAGGAUGCAGAUCUUCAAAAACGGAUAUUUCCUCCAUGCAAUUUGGAGUGGACACAAGAAACUGGCACAAGAGUCUGGUGCACAGAAUUAAGUGGAGGCAUAUCAAGAGACUGGGUUGGCGUCCCUAGACAGCUUUAUGAACCAGGCUCCACGUCCUAUAGAUGUGCUUGUAUCAGCGACGAAAACAAGGAACUCGGCAGUAUUAAAGAAUAUGACGGUUGUGAUGCAACUUCUACAAGUUGUUUUAUCAAGAUAUGAGUCAUACUGUGUAUACUAUAUUUUUGUACUUAAUUUAUUUUUCUAAUAAAUAAUUUUUGUUUUUCUAGUA
This is a messenger RNA of Acanthoscelides obtectus, 1055 nucleotides long. Lineage: Eukaryota; Metazoa; Arthropoda; Insecta; Coleoptera; Chrysomelidae. The record is from the annotation of a GenBank genome assembly.